AAAUAAGUUAAUUAACAUAUAUAUUCAAAUUGUUGGUUGAAAUUACCUUGAAAUUGUUGGAUGUAUGUAAAAUUUAAGCAUUUUCCAAAGAAGGUUUUUUUUUUUUUCUAUUUUACAAGAAAAUAGUUAGAUUUCUUUCUAUAAAUUUGUAUCUUACCGUUUUUGAAUAAAUAGGGAAAUUUAUGUAUAAGAGAGCAAAUUAUUGAAUCUAAACAUAACAAAGAGAAACAUGUCUCAAGGCACCUGGCCUCGUUAUCCACCCUGCGCAAGCGGUUCUUGCACUGAUCCUAUUUGCUGCUCUCAUGGACGUAAGUUCACGUGGCCUGAAUUGCUGGGAAAGAAUGGACAAGUAGCUAAAGCAACAAUUGAAAAGGACAAUCCUGAAGUAACUGUGGAGAUAAUAACACCAGGAAGAGUUGGCUUUCCUGAUUUUUGCUGCAAUCGUGUUUACCUUGUCCUUGACAAUAAUGGCAAUGUUACCAAUAUGCCUACUGUUGGUUAAGACAACAAUUUCAAUAUGUCAAGCUUAUGACUAAUAAUAAACAUUUUGCCAAUUAAUAAAGAAAACAAUGGGGAUUGUUCCAUUCUCUUUCUUUCAUUCAAUUUCAUCCUCUUUGUUUCACAUCCAUAUGAAAUUGAGAGACCUGCAAGGUUUGCUUCUGCAUUAUGUCAACUAAUGACCUUUUUACAAUGCUGAUCAUUUUUUUUCUUUUGUUUUUGUAAAUGAAGAUGAUAUUCAAUAGAUUUAGGGUUCAAAUCUCAACACUUACAAUCUCUUUUCCUGAUACAAUCAACUUUGAAAAAAAAAAAAA
This is a messenger RNA of Durio zibethinus, 812 nucleotides long. RefSeq names its product glu S.griseus protease inhibitor-like. Gene Ontology annotation, molecular function: serine-type endopeptidase inhibitor activity. NCBI's taxonomy places the organism in Eukaryota, Viridiplantae, Streptophyta, Magnoliopsida, Malvales, Malvaceae. Gene Ontology annotation, biological process: response to wounding. The record is from RefSeq and is a predicted model, not a curated record.